AUGGCUGCACCCAAGGUGAUCGUACUGGGCAGCCUCAAUGGCUCGCUGCAGCCUGCCUUUUCCAAGGUCGCGACGCUCCACGCGAAGAAUAACUUCAGCUUCGCAAUCGUAACCGGCAACCUCUUCGGCGCAGAGGACGACGCCACCGUCGAGUCUCUUCUCAAUGGCGAAAUCAAGGUGCCCUUGCCUACUUACUUCACCAUUGGAGCCGCGCCCCUUCCUCCGCGAAUCGUCGCCAAGAUCGAGGCCGACGAGGAAAUCUGCGAGAACCUCCACUUCCUCGGCAAGCGCAGGAUCACAAAGACCUCAGAGGGUGUCAGAAUCGUUGCUCUGGGUGGAAAGCUCGAUAAGGAAGUCGUUGGUGGGCAGUCGAAGGAACAGCACCUGCCCUUCCACACUGCCGACGAUGCGAAGUCACUGAAAGGAGCGAACAAGGCGGAUAUUCUGCUGACGGCAGUUUGGCCUGCUGGUGUCUGGACGAACUCCAAGACCGCUCUUGCCCCCGAGAACCAGGCGAUUGUUGAGAGCACGGCGGAGGUAGCGGAUCUUUGCGCUACACUGAAGCCCCGCUAUCAUUUCUCCCCCUCUCCCGCCGAGUUCUUCUACGAACGCGAGCCUUUCUUUCAUCCCACCGAGGAAGGCAGCGACGAUUUUCCCAUCACCCGCUUCAUCUCCAUGGCUCCUUACGGCAAUUCAGCGAAGGCCAAGGCGCUUUACGCCUUCACAAUUCAGCUCAACGAGACUUCGGUAGAGCGCCCCGUUGGCGCGACUUUCACCCCGUUCAGCCCCAGGAAGCCCAAGAGACGCGCGCAAGAGGAAGGCUCUUACAGCCGCUUCGGCAACGGAGAUGACGGCGACCGCCGUCAUCGCCGCGGAAACAAGCGAGGUCGUCACCACUCCCCUCCCCCCGGCCCUGACCGUUGCUUUUUCUGCCUCUCAAACCCGAAUCUGGACACCCACAUGGUCGCCACUGUCGGUGAUGACAGCUAUCUUGCUACUGCCAAGGGCCCUCUCGCCACAUCGGAGACCUUCAAGAAACAGGGCUUGGGCUUCCCAGGCCACAUCAUCAUGACACCACAUGCACACACGCCAACCAUCUACCACUCUGGCGCGGAGAGCUACUCUGCCGAAGAUGCGGAGCGAACCCACAAGGAGAUGACUCGAUUCCGAGAGAGCCUCCAAGCCAUGGUUGCUGCCAAGUCGAAUCAUAAGCUCGGUGCCAUCACCUGGGAGAUCAGCCGCCAGCGCAACAUUCACGUCCACUGGCAAUUUCACCCCGUUCCUGCGGACAUGGUCUACAAGAACGUUGUCGAGGCGGGCUUCAAGGUGGAGGCAGAGAACCUCAAGUACCCCGAGUUCGAAAACACCGAGCUCUCGUACGAGGAGCAGGGCACCAUUGGCGACUACUUCCGCAUCUGGAUCUGGGCAGACAACGGCGACGACAGGAUUAAGGGUACCAGUCUCGUCAUGAAGCUCGAUCCCAACAUGCGUUUCGACUUGCAAUACCCCCGCAAGGUCGUUGCCAAGCUUCUCAAGCUGGAGCAGCGCUUCGUCUGGCGGGACUGCGUCCAGGGCCAGGAGGAAGAGGUCAAGGACGUCGAGGCGUUUCGUGACGCGUUCAAGGACUGGGACUUUACGGGAUAG
Messenger RNA from Colletotrichum gloeosporioides, 1644 nucleotides. Its product is annotated as CWF19-like protein. The coding region runs from base 1 to 1644 and encodes 547 amino acids. Gene Ontology annotation, biological process: mRNA splicing, via spliceosome. Gene Ontology annotation, molecular function: RNA lariat debranching enzyme activator activity. The record is from RefSeq and is a predicted model, not a curated record. The transcript is spliced from 2 exons. NCBI's taxonomy places the organism in Eukaryota, Fungi, Ascomycota, Sordariomycetes, Glomerellales, Glomerellaceae. Gene Ontology annotation, cellular component: post-mRNA release spliceosomal complex.